UGUUGGGAUCCUGUGGAGAUGGCGACGGGCCUCCAGUUUUCCCUGUGGGUGCUCCCAGUGCUGCUGCUUUUCCUGGGCAUCAGACCUGGGGCCGAGGGCGGGAAGGUGCUGGUGGUGCCCAUGGAAGGCAGCCACUGGCUCAGCAUGCGGAAGGUCGUGCAGGAGCUCAGCGCCAGAGGCCACCAGGCUGUCGUCCUUGCUCCAGAAGUGAGCAUGCACAUGAAAGGAGCUGACUUUUUCACCCUGAGAACCUAUGCCACUCCGUACACUCAAGAAGAGUAUGAUCAGCUCAUGUUGGGCCAGAGUCAGAUGGUUUUUGAAGAAAUGCAUUUUCUGAAGAUAUAUUUUAAAACUAUAGCAAUAGUGAAACAAGUGUCAUUGCUCUUUGAAAAGUCUUGUGCGGGGCUACUGCAUAACAAGGAGCUGAUCAGGUCCCUGAAUGCCAGCUCAUUUGAUGUGGUUCUAACAGACCCCAUUUACCCCUGUGGGUCCUUGCUGGCUGAGUACCUGUCUGUUCCUGCUGUGUAUUUUUUGCGUCGCAUUCCAUGUGACUGGGAUUUGGAGGGCACACAGUGUCCAAACCCUUCCUCGUAUAUUCCUAGGAUGUUAACCAGGAAUUCAGACCACAUGACUUUCCUGCAGCGGGUCAAGAACAUGCUCUACCCUCUGACCCUGAAAUACAUUUGCGAUUAUUCUUUGUCUCCCUACGAAAGACUUGCCUCUGAGAUCCUGCAGAGAGAGACGUCCCUGGUGGAUGUUUUCAGCUACGCUUCCGUGUGGCUCUUCCGAGGAGACUUUGUGAUGGACUAUCCCAGUCCCAUCAUGCCCAACAUGGUCUUCAUUGGAGGCAUAAACUGUGCCCACAGGAAGCCUCUGUCUCAGGUCUGUAUGGGUGCCAGGGUUCCAGGUGGAGCUUGUUUUUCAAAAACUUUCUUUCAAGUGCUUACAUGUCUAUCAAUCUUUCUAAAGAUUCCUACUUCUCAUUCUCCCUCUAACAGUCUUUGGGGAGAUAAGUACUGAAGUGUCUCCAAUAGUGGCGUUAGGUUGGAAUGGUCACUGAGAGGAAGACAAGGCAGGGGUGAGGGUCCCUACUAUGUCAGAGAAGCCAUGGUGUGGCUCAACCAAGAGCGUCCAUUGAUAAGAGCACUGCCUUCAUGGUUGUGCCAUUUCUUCUGCUGUGUAGGAGCACAGAAGCUGAUCCAUCUGGAGAUUUUUGCUUCCUGGUACUCAGUAGAAGGAUAAAGGAACUAGCAAAUUGUGUUUGUUGCCAGGAAUGGUUUUAGAGGUUCUGUCUUGGAAUGGAUGGAGAUGUGAUUACAAGGGCACCUACGCAGUCAAAGGAAGUAGAAGUUUCAGAGUUUGUGUAAGUUAAGCAGACGUGAGACAAUGCCAGAGAGGGAAGACUGGGGUUCAUGAUCAGAGAAAGAAAGUCCAGCUUUUCUGAGCUUUUCUGACAGCAUGUUCCCUGACCUGGAGUUUGUCCCUGGAGUAGAAUGUGGGGAAGUUCCAGGCUUGGGAAGGCAUCAUGGAAGCUGUGUGUCAAGUGAGUCUUCUACUUGAACACUGAAAUCAUCCAAGGAUGAUGGUAGGGGUCAGCAGAUCACACCACGGGCCUAAGAACCCACUGAAGGUGGGGUCAGUGAUGAAGAGAAAUGAGUCUAAUAGGCGAAGGGUUUGUCAGGAAGGUUGACCACAGCACUGAACCACUUUCGCUUCACCCCAAGUUUCCAUGGUGGAAACUACUGCUUUACCCAUAAUUUCGGAGGCAUCUUACAUUAACCCUCAGUAUUUGGAUUUGUUUGCUUGAAUUCUUGGCGAGUAGAUUUGGUUUCUUUACCCAGUGAGCUAUCACUUUUAUAGGGAAAUCAGCCCGUUUAUGUCUUAUUCACUUAAUUUAUAUAACUCCUAUGAUGGUAGAUCUUUUAUAGUUGUUGUGUUCUUACUCUGUACUUCCUUUUAUUUCUGAAUGUAUUAUUAUAAAGGACUCUAAUCUUCAUUUUUAUUUUUAAUCAAAUUUCUAGUUACCUAUUUUUACUUGAUUU
Choloepus didactylus (southern two-toed sloth) is the source of this 2042-nucleotide messenger RNA. RefSeq names its product UDP-glucuronosyltransferase 1-2-like. The record is from RefSeq and is a predicted model, not a curated record. NCBI's taxonomy places the organism in Eukaryota, Metazoa, Chordata, Mammalia, Pilosa, Megalonychidae. The coding region runs from base 19 to 1020 and encodes 333 amino acids. The transcript has a single exon. Gene Ontology annotation, molecular function: UDP-glycosyltransferase activity.